AUCAGAGCGAAGUCAGCAUGGGGCAUCAGAGCGAGGUCGGCUUGGUGGAUCAGAGCGAGGUCAGCGUUCCGGAUCAGAGCGAGGUCAGCAUGGGGCAUCAGAGCGAGGUCAGCGUUCCGGAUCAGAGCGAGGUCAGCAUGGGGCAUCAGAGCGAGGUCAGCAUGGGGCAUCAGAACGAGGUCAGCGUUCCGGAUCAAAGCGAGGUCAGCAUGGGGCAUCAGAGCGAGGUCAGCAUGGGGCAUCAGAACGAGGUCAGCGUUCCGGAUCAGAGCGAGGUCGGCGCUGGGGAUCGGACCGAGGUUGGCACGGCAGAUCAGAGGGAAACCGUCGCGGGGCAUCAGAGCGAGGUCGGCGCGGGGGAGGUGAACGGUCAGCGGCAGCCGGACGGCGGCGAGGACGAGGAGGACCCGCCGGAGAACGCCUCCGACUCGGCGUCCACCGACAACACCCUGGAGGACUCCAGCGAGUUCGUGGUGACGGUGCUGGGCCGCGGCAACCUGGACGACCAGGGGGAGGGGCCCGGCUCCGCCCUCUCCGAGGCCGGCGGCCUAUCGCAGGGCGGCGCGGCGCCCGGCCAGGACGAGGACGUGACGGCGGAGAGCUGGCGUAGCCACCGGAAGCACGUCUUCGUCCUGAGCGAGGCCGGCAAGCCCAUCUACUCUCGCUACGGCAACGAGGAGGCGCUGUCCUCCACCAUGGGCGUCAUGAUGGCCCUGGUGUCCUUCGUGCAGAGCGGGGACAACACCAUCCGCUCCAUCUACUCAGACGAGCACACGGUGGUGUUCAUGCAGCAGGGCCCCCUGGUGCUGGUGUCGGUGUCCUGCACCCGGCAGUCGGAGCAGCAGCUGCGGGCCGAGCUCCUGUACGUGUACAACCAGAUCGUCAGCAUGCUGACGCAGGCCAGCAUCAACCGCAUCUUCGAGCGCAAGAAGAACUACGACCUGCGGCGGCUCCUGGCGGGCUCCGAGAAGAUCCUGGACGGCCUGCUGCGGCUGGUGGACUCGGACCCCAGCUUCCUGCUCUCGGCCAUCCACUGCCUGCCCCUGGCGUCCUCCCUGAGGGACUCGCUCAGCCAGAUCCUGCAGAAGGCCAUCACGCCCAACCUGGUCUUCUCCAUCCUCAUCGCCAAGAGCCAGCUGCUCACCAUCGUGCAGGAGAAGACGGUGAUCGAGGACGCGCGGCUGGAGCCCGCCGACCUGCACCUGCUGCUCAACCUGAUCGGCGCCUCCUCCGCCUUCCAGGCGGGCGAGAUCUGGACGCCCAUCUGCCUGCCGCUCUUCAACCCCGACUGCUACUUCUACGCCUACGUGUCGUACCUGGACCCGCCCGAGUGCACCGUGUGCCUGCUGCUGCUGUCCACGGACAAGGAGGCCUUCUACGCGGUGGCGGAGUGCAAGCGGCGCAUCGAGGAGGGCAUGCGCGCCCACGGCGCCCUGCGCGCCAUCGCCCGCGCCCAGCCCUACUGCGCCAGCCAGGUGGGCGUGCCCGACCUCCGCCACUUCAUGUACAAGCCCUUCGACGUGCCGGACAACCACCGCCAGCUCACCCAGUUCACCAGCCCUGAGAUGGAGGCCCCGUACUGCAGCGAGGAAGAGCGGAGCCGGCUGCUGGACCUGUACCGCUACAUGCACAGCCGCAUCCACAGCAGCUCCCGGCCCCUCAAGCUCAUCUACCACGUGGCCGAGAGAGAGACCCUGCUGGCCUGGGUGACCAGUAAGUUUGAGCUGUACACCUGCUUCAGUCCCCUGGUGACCAAGGCCUCCGCCAUCAACGCCAUCACCAAGCUGCUGCGGUGGAUCAAGAAGGAGGAGGACCGCCUCUUCAUCCGCUGCCCCCCCAAGUACUCCACCACCCCCAACCCCAGCAAGAGCUCCCGCGCGGGCAAGGGGGGCUCCGACAGGCCGGACACCGCCGACAACGGCUUCCUGUCCCUCUUGUAGCACCGCCCCCCCCCGCCCCACCUGACAUCCUGCCAACUCGAUACACACACACACACACACACCAGCGAGCGUCACAGGCCAAACCUCUGCAGUGUUGGGUUUGUUUUAAUUAACAGGUAAAUAGCUGUAUUACCACAUGUAUGAAGCUAUACGGGGAAAAAAGUACAGCAACACCCUCUCACAAGAGGGAAUUCACAUCACAAGCUUCCAUAGUUCUUGUUGGGACGUCGUCCAGCUGACUGGGUUGUACUACAUAUUGGGUGAAUGAAAGGUUUGAAAUAGUGUGUAGUACUGAAUUUUCAGAGAAUGUCUUUCGACUUUUGGAAAUGUUGAACAUCAUAGCGAGUAUUCAGGUUUGUUUUGAUAUGAUUUUGUAUGAAAUUGCACUACUGUUCACAUAUGGUAUUCAGUGGUUUCACCAGUGAAUUAUUAAGAUUAGCUGAAAGAUUUAUGUACCAUAUCAAUGUUGGAAAAAGGAACAUUUUUAUGGGAACACCAAUGGCUUUUUUUGUUACAAAGACAUGCUCUUAAAUAUGUUUUUGUAGACGUAUCUACACACGAAACCAUUGCGCAACACUUGCUAACGCAUCGUUGUUUAAGAUCCUGAGUGUGGUGUCCGGUUUUCUUCAACAGAAUACUCAGAUUUUACACUUUUCACAUCUUCAGGUUUGUUCUGAUAAAAUGUCUGGUGUACAUAUGUGGUGCUUUUUAAGUUGUAAUGAGGGUGGAGUUUGUUAAAAAAAAAAAAGACCUGUGAUCAUUUUCUUUUCUUGUUACUUCGCUAAAAUUGAGUUUGAUUUAUUGUUAUUGUUAUUAUUAUUAUUAUUAUUGAAAGGUGAUUCUGCUUUAGAUAUGAUUUGUCUUAAAUUGCUUCAUUCUGCAGUGCAGAAAGUGCAAGUCUUCGGUUUGAGAAGCUGAGGUAUCUUUUUUUACCUCCAGCCGGAAAGCCUUUGAGAAGAAGCUGCUUGGAAAACACCUCUCUGUUAAUCAGACCUCCGCGCGCCGUCUCGUCUGGACUUAAAAUGGCUCUUUUACGUUGUAGGAAAGUUUGCAAGAGCAGCAGCACUGUUUUGCUCAUGGAGUACUGUGGGUAGGGAGGCGGAGCAAAAGGGGGGGGGGGGGAGGUAUUUCUUUGAGUGUCCGUCAUUUUUACUGCAUCCCCAUGGAAGCACGGCGCCAUGGUAAUUUUGGAAUGACGGGCGCGCCAUUGUGCACGUUUUAUAACAAUCAUCGGCGGACAUGUUAUGUUUGAAGGUGGGACAGUUUGAGAAACCCCCCCCCCCCCCUCGCUCGACGCCGGACACGCGCGCGCUCUCCGCGCUUUAGCUGAUGGGUGUGCGGACCGCUCCCGCGACAGAGCGUGUGCACACGCCCUACGCUUUUUUUUUUCCCAGGUUCUUUUUCACGAACGACGCCAGCUUCUUCGCUGGCUUCUUCGCAACCUUCCGCAAUCACGCCAGGCCCAAAAUGUCCGCUCUCGCUUUUAUUCAGACUGGGACAAAUCCAGGGACCGGCCUGCUUUAAACUUGUAAAAAGGUUAAACGCUGAAUGUGUGGACUACUGAAAUAAACCUCCCCUGUUCCCCAGCGUGCAUCCCUGUCUGUUGACGUGUGUUUCUCUACCAUUCAGUAAAGGAAACAAGACUGCA
Anguilla rostrata (American eel) is the source of this 3588-nucleotide messenger RNA. RefSeq names its product MON1 secretory trafficking family member Ba (gene mon1ba). Lineage: Eukaryota; Metazoa; Chordata; Actinopteri; Anguilliformes; Anguillidae. The coding region runs from base 18 to 1940 and encodes 640 amino acids. The transcript has 4 exons. Gene Ontology annotation, cellular component: Mon1-Ccz1 complex. The record is from RefSeq and is a predicted model, not a curated record. Gene Ontology annotation, biological process: vesicle-mediated transport; protein targeting to vacuole.